UGCUAACUUCACAGUACAAAAUGAAGGUUAUAUUUACAAAUCUUAAUAACAAGAAAUAUUUAUAUAAUUAAUACCUAUCCUAUUUGAAAUCAUAUUAAUAUAAAAGAUGAGCAGUUUGUUGAAGCAUAGUAGAGUAAAUAGAAAUAAACGGCAACAUUCAAAGAAAGAUAAAAAACUAAUAAAACUUAUAAAAUCCAAAUCUGAAUCUGAAGAUGAAGGCAGUGAACAUGAAUUAUCCUACUAUUUAAAUGAUAGAGUCAAAUUAAUGAAAGAAGUGUUAAAGAUCAUUAAACCUAGAAAGAUUAAAAGUAUGGCACCGGAUUGCAUGAAGAGUAUGGACAAUGAAGAAAUUAAUUCAAUGCUGUUGGAAGAACUCCUAGGCAUAUCUAAUAAAAGGCUAAAAUAUAUUUUCAAUGGACAAAAUCUGAAUGAGGAAAGUAGUUCAACUGAUCCAGAGGACCAGCCUGAUGAUAUUAUAUCUUUAGAUGACAUUAGUGAUGAUGAUUUGGAAAUUAUAGAAUUGGAUCAAGAUUCUGAAAUGAAGAAGGGUAAAAAACAUAGGACCAGAAUAAAAGAAGAACAUAAACACAAAAGGAUAAAAAAAGAAAAACAGGACAAGGAUCAUGCUUCAGAAAAGUACAGAAAGGACAAAAGCAAAAAAGAAGAAACAGAACCGAACCCCAUGAGUCAAAAGAAUUUGAUGAGUGUACUAGAACUACUGGAACUUCAAGCCAGGGCUAGAGCUAUAAAAUCUCAACUAGUUUUGGAAUCCACUAAACCUGCUGAAACAGCCCCACCUAGUAAUGAAAUCGAGGAUGAAGAGGGUGAUGAAGAAGAUGCAAUUAUAGUAGAAAGUCCACAGAAUGAAGAAAUAAUAAUAUCAUCUAGUGAUACUGAGGGUGAGGAAGCAGCAGAAGACAACGAAUUAGAAAGUGACUCUGAAAUGGAAAAGAAUGCAGUAGCUAAAAAUAAAACCAAAUUAAUCCAGAAAUCGACCCACAAAGAAGAUCAAAGUAGUAGUACAAGUUGGAAAAAUGUUAUGAUAGAUACAGCGUCGACUAAUUUUACAAGAACUGUCAGAAUCAUUAAAAAUUCAAUAAUCAAAGAAGCUGGACAAAAUGGGAUGAAUAAGAAAAGUCACGAUUCCGUCAGUGAGAGCAGUGCAAACUCUAUAUCGGAAAUUCCUCUUCCAAAGGGUAAAUCAAAAAAGUCCGUGGUUGAUGUCGCUACUGAGGUAAAACACCGACAAAAAAGAAAAAAUUCAGACCAUGGAAAAGAACUCACUGAAAAGCAAACUGUUGAUAAUGCAGAAGACAAAGACAAUUCAUUUCAUACUAAAAGUUCUCGUGAUAGCAAAACUAAUAAAGAAGUUGAAGAUACAACCAAGUCCAGUUCCACCAAAACUAAAAAUUCGGGCCAUGAAAAAGAAAUCACUGAAAAGCAAACUGUUGAUAAUGCAGAAAAAAAAGAUAAUUCAUUACAAACUAAGAGUUCUCGUUAUAGCAAAACUAAUAAAGAAGUUGAAGAUACAACCAAAUCCAGUUCCCCCAAAACUAAAAAUUCGGACUAUGUUAAAGAAAUCACUGAAAAGCAAAUUGUUGAUAAUGCAGAAGACAAAGAUCAUUCAGUGCAAACUGAGAGUUCCCGUUAUAGCAAAACUAAUAAAGAAGUUGAAGAUACAAUCAAAUCCAGGUCUCCCAAAACUAAAAAUUCGGGCCAUGGAAAAGAAAUCACUGAAAAGCAAAUUGUUGAUGCAGAAGACAAAGACAAUUCAGUUCAAACUAAGAGUUCUCGUUAUAGCAAAACUAAUAAAGAAGUUGAAGAUACAAUCAAAUCCAGUUCUCCGAAAACUAAAAACUCGGGCCAUGGAAAAGAAAUCACUGAAAAGCAAACUGUGGAUAAUGCAGAAGACAAAGACAAUUCAGUUCAAACUAAGAGUUCUCGUUAUAGCAAGACUAAUAAAGAAGUUGAAGAUACCAUCAAAUCCAAUUCCCCCAAAAUUCAAAACUCGGGCCAUGAAAAAGAAAUCACUGAAAAUCAAACUGAGGAUAAUUCAGAAGACAAAGAUAAUUCAUUUCAAAAUAAGGGUUCUCGUAAUAGCAAAACUAAUAAAGAAGUUAAAGAUAAAAUCAAAUCCAGCUCCUCCAAAACUAAUCAACAAUCAGGGGCAUCAGUAGACAAAUUGGACAACCACACUCAACAACAAGAAAGUGUCGCAGCAGAGGAUGAUUCAAAAUUAAGUACAUACGUUAAAAAACAAAAGGUUUGUGAAGAAAAUAAUGAAGGUAAUAACAGCGCUGCAGAGGAUGGUGAAGGCAUUAUUUUAGAUGCUGAUCAAUCAGAUAUAGACUGUAUAAAUAUAGACUAGAUAUCGAUUAUAUAAAUAAAGAUUACUUAUUUAUUAUAUAAAUAUAAAACUUUUUUAAAUUGAAA
Molecule: messenger RNA, 2433 nt
Organism: Diabrotica virgifera virgifera (western corn rootworm)
Lineage: Eukaryota; Metazoa; Arthropoda; Insecta; Coleoptera; Chrysomelidae
Product: putative leucine-rich repeat-containing protein DDB_G0290503
Exons: 3
Coding region: 107-2368 (753 amino acids)
Source: RefSeq, a predicted model, not a curated record